CUUGGUCUUGUUCCUACAUUGCCUAUGUGGAACCAACUUUUAUGUGAAUUCAAUGUCGCAGGCUUGGUUUCUCAGGGAAUCUGGAUUUGGCUUUAGGAUAUGUUAGGAGAAAUGAAAUUGAUACUGUUACCUAUAAUACCAUCAUUUUGGGUUUCUGUGCCCAAGGAUUAGCUAAUCAAGGUUUUGGGCUGUUAUCUGAAAUGGUUAAAAAGGGCAUUAGUAUUGAUCCUUUUACUUGUAAUAUACUUGUUAAAGGGUAUGGCAGAAUUGGAUUGGUGAAGUAUGCAGAGUGGGUGAUGCACAAUCUUGUGGAUGGGGGGAUUCCACAGGACAUUAUUGGUCUUGACACCUUAAUUGAUGGAUAUUGUAAAGCUGGGUUAAUGAAUCAUGCACUAACUUUGAUGGCGAAUGGAUGGAGGGAUGGUCUUCUGCCUGAUAUUGUUGCUUAUAAUACUUUUCUUAAUGCUUUUUGCAAAAUGGAUAAUGUUGUGAGGGCCAAGUCUCUUACUGAUGAGAUUUUUGGCCAUCAAAUGAACACAGAAUGCGAACAAUUUGAAAAUUUUGAUAUGCAAAGUCCAGAUGAGAACAGAGAGUUGCAGCCAACCCUCACUACUUAUACCACGUUAAUUACUGCAUAUUGUAAGCAACAAGGAAUUGAAGAAGCCCUUUCUCUGUAUAAGCAAAUGAUCAAGAAUGGGAUCAUUCCUGAUGUGGUUACUUAUAGUUCUCUUCUUCAUGGGCUUUGUAGACAUGGGAGAUUAAAUGAAGCAGCACUGUUAUUGAAGGAGAUGGAUAAAAUGGGUUUGAAUCCUAAUCAUAUCUCGUACUCUAUUGUUAUGAACUACUUGUUCAAGUCAGGAAGGUCGGUGGAAGCUUUGAAUCUUCUAAGCCAUUUGGUUGUUCGGGGCAUUUCUUUUGAUCUAGUUCUGUGUACAACUAUAAUGAAUGGCCUUUCUAAGGUUGGAAAGAUCGAAGAGGCUGAAGACAUGUUCCAAACUAUUUUAAAACUUAAUCUUAUUCCAAACUGUGUGACCUAUUCUGCACUCCUGGAUGGGUACUGGAACUUGGGAAACAUGGACUAUGCAGAUUUGUUGUUGCAACAAAUGGAGAGGGAACGUAUUCUGCCAAAUGUUGUUACUUAUUCUUCUAUUAUAAAUGGAUAUGUUAAAAAGGGAAUGCUUAGUGAAGCUGUUGAUGUGUUAAGGAAGAUGGUCAAGCAAAAUAUUUCACCAAAUGUUUUUGUUUAUGCAAUUUUAUUAGAUGGCUAUUUCAAAGAAGGAAAACAAGAGGUUGCAUUUGAUUUCUAUAAGGAAAUGCAAUCACAGGGAUUGAAGGAAAACAAUAUUAUAUUUGAUGUUCUCUUGAACAACUUGAAGAGACUGGGGAGGAUGGAAGAUGCUAAGUCAUUAAUGAAAGAUAUGUGCUCUUGGGAUCUUUCACCAGAUUUGUUUAACUACACUUCUGUAAUGGAUUGCUACUUCAAAGAAGGAAAUGAGUCAGCAGCCCUAAGUGUAGUCCAGGAAAUGGAAGACAAAAAUAUAAAGCUUGAUGUUGCUGCAUACAAUGCUUUAAUCAAUGGCCUUCUGAGGCUUGGGAAAUAUGAACCUCAGUCUGUGUUUUCAACUAUGUUAGAGUUGGGUUUGGCUCCAACUUGUGCUACAUAUAACACUGUAAUCAAUGCAUGCUGCAGGAAAGGUAACGCAGAAAAUGCUUUGAAUUUCUUGAGUGAGAUGAAGCACCAUGGGGUAAUGCCAAAUGCAACCACUUACAACAUUCUGAUAUUUGGGCUUUGUAAAACCGGGGCAAUUGAAAAGGCAUUGGAUGUUUUUAAUGAAAUGUUGGUUAUGGGGUUUCCUCCUGUCUUUAAUACUCAUAAGUUUCUGCUUGAAGCAUCUUCAAAGGAUAUGAAAGCAGAUACAAUUUUGCAAAUUCACAAGAGGCUUGUGGAUAUGGGGCUCAAACUUGAUAGAACAGUGUAUAACAAUCUUCUUGCUGUACUAUGCAGGUUAGGGAUGACUAGGAAAGCAACUUCAGUUCUUAAUGAAAUGAUGGGAAGGGGAAUUUUAGCUGAUACUGUAACGUACAAUGCCUUUAUCCAUGGUUACUGCGUAAGCAAGAAUGUGGAUAAGGCUUUAGCUACUUAUUCACAGAUGUUGAUUGAUGGAAUCUCUCCAAAUGUUACUACUUACAAUUAUCUUUUAGGGGGUCUUUCAACUGCUGGUUUGAUGAGAGAAGCAGAUGAAUUGGUUUGUGAGAUGAAGGAAAGAGGACUUGCCCCAAAUGCUGCUACUUAUAAUAUAUUGGUUUCUGGCCAUGGUAGGGUUGGAAAUAAAUUGGACUCUAUAAAACUUUAUUGUGAGAUGAUAAACAAAGGUUUUGUUCCCAACACUGGAACCUAUAAUGUGCUUAUUUAUGAUUACGCUAAAGCAGGAAAGAUGCCCCAAGCUAGGGAACUUUUGAAUGAGAUGCUGACGAGAGGAAGAACUGCUAAUUCUUCAACUUACGAUAUUUUGAUUUCUGGGUGGUUCAAACUAUCCAAUCAGCCAGAACUGGAUAGGGCACUUAAACAGUCAUAUCUGUCUGAGGCAAAAAGAUUGCUGAGAGAAAUGUAUGAAAAAGGAUUUGUGCCAUCUGAGAGCACCCUUUCACACUUUUCAAAGCCGGGAAAAAGGUCUGAAGCUAAAAGGCUAUUGAAGGUACUUAGGAAAAGGAAGAACGAGGGAGAAAUGGUCUAGCAA
Neltuma alba is the source of this 2738-nucleotide messenger RNA. RefSeq names its product pentatricopeptide repeat-containing protein At5g14770, mitochondrial. Lineage: Eukaryota; Viridiplantae; Streptophyta; Magnoliopsida; Fabales; Fabaceae. The coding region runs from base 201 to 2735 and encodes 844 amino acids. The record is from RefSeq and is a predicted model, not a curated record. Gene Ontology annotation, molecular function: protein binding. The transcript is spliced from 2 exons.